Salvia splendens (bonfire salvia) is the source of this 2914-nucleotide messenger RNA. Its product is annotated as protein DETOXIFICATION 45, chloroplastic. Gene Ontology annotation, molecular function: xenobiotic transmembrane transporter activity; antiporter activity. NCBI's taxonomy places the organism in Eukaryota, Viridiplantae, Streptophyta, Magnoliopsida, Lamiales, Lamiaceae. The transcript is spliced from 14 exons. The coding region runs from base 198 to 1910 and encodes 570 amino acids. Gene Ontology annotation, cellular component: membrane; chloroplast. The record is from RefSeq and is a predicted model, not a curated record. Gene Ontology annotation, biological process: transmembrane transport.
UAUUCGAUAGACGAUAGCCCAUCAAAACUAUAAUUGUCGGCGUGGUUUCGAUUCGAUAUACUACCUCGGACUCAAUCGAAUAAUUUAAGCCACCUCAAAAAUUUCUUGGCUUGCUAAAAAACAUUUAUUUUCUUGACACUGCAGUUACCGAUAGCAAAGAAUCGAUUGCAUUGUGAGAGGAGUGUAGAGGCCCGGAUAUGGCGGCCGCGCAGCUCGCUGCUGGCACUGCGUUUUCUUGCGGCUUACCGAAGGAAACCAACAAAUUGUAUUCUUUGGCGGUAAGCUCGAAAGGGUUUCGGUGUUGGGUGGGAAAAAGAAGAAGCUUUGGGUCAAAAUUGUUGCUGCCAUCUCCAAUUGUUCGACGAAGGGAGAUUUUCCCAAGACUGAAUUGUCAGUUGAGGCCGGAUUGCAAUGUGGAGUCUGAUGACGUGGAGGAGACUGUUGCUCUUAAACAAGAAUCCCACUCCCUAGACUCAAAUGGAGGGCCUAGUGACUUGAAUGGGGCUGUCUCUUCUCAAAUAAGUGAGAAGAGAGAAGCUCCUACUGAUAACGCUGCAAGCAAUGUUAGGCGCGAGCUUGUGAUGUUGUCGUUACCAGCAAUUGGUGGGCAGGCGAUUGAUCCAAUUGUGCAACUGUUGGAGACUGCCUAUAUUGGCCGUUUGGGUGCUGUGGAGUUGGGUUCUGCUGGAGUCUCCAUCUCACUCUUCAACAUAAUCUCGAAGCUUUUCAAUAUUCCCCUCCUCAGUGUUUCUACUUCUUUCGUGGCUGAAGACAUUGCAAAGAAUGCAGGCAAACCCUCUACCAAUAAUGCAGUAGAAAAGCUGCAGCUAUCUUCAGUGUCAACUGCUCUGUUUUUAGCUGUUGGCAUUGGUAUCUUUGAAGCUACGGCACUUGUUUUGGGAUCUGGACCUCUUCUCAGUUUGAUGGGCAUAUCACCGGCUUCUUCAAUGCGUGCUCAUGCACAGCGGUUUCUUAUCCUGAGGGCCCUAGGUGCUCCUGCCUUUGUUGUUUCUUUGGCCCUUCAAGGCAUUUUUCGCGGCUUCAAGGAUACAACGACACCUGUAUAUUGUUUAGGAUUUGGAAAUUUUACAGCUAUACUCCUCUUUCCUCUGUUUAUGUAUUAUUUUCAGUUAGGUGUCAAUGGAGCUGCAAUUUCCACCGUUAUCUCUCAAUACAUUGUCACCUUCUCGAUGGUAUGGUGUCUUAACAAGAGGGCGGUAUUAUUGCCUCCAAAGCUUGGCGAACUGCAGUUUGGUAAUUAUCUGAAAUCGGGUGGUUUUCUAAUUGGGAGGACUCUUGCUGUUCUUCUCACGAUGACACUGGGUACAUCCAUGGCGGCUCGCCUGGGGCCCGUAGCUAUGUCUGCCCAUCAAAUUUGCACCCAAGUUUGGCUUGCUGUAUCACUACUUACUGAUGCACUUGGAGCAGCAGCUCAGGCCUUGGUCGCCAGUUACAUAUCCAAAAAAGAUUAUGCUAACGUGAAGGAUGUCACUCAGUUCGUAUUAAAGAUUGGUCUUGUUACUGGCAUUUCCUUGGCUUUGAUACUAGGUUUUUCUUUUAGUUCAUUGGCUCCGAUAUUUACCAAUGAUGCUGAGGUCUUGAGGAUCGUUAGAACUGGUGUCCUGUUUGUCUGUGCCAGCCAACCUGUAAAUGCUCUAGCUUUUAUACUUGAUGGUCUCUACUAUGGUGUCUCGGAUUUCCGUUUCGCUGCAAUCUCAAUGAUGGGGUCUGGUGCAAUAUCUUGUGUGGUUUUGCUAUAUGCUCCUAAGCUUGUUGGUCUUCCCGGUGUUUGGUUUGGUCUGACUCUCUUAAUGGCACUAAGAACAGCAGCUGGAUUCAUCAGAUUGUCACAACGUAGUGGCCCGUGGUGGUUCCUCCACAGCGAUCUUAACAAAGUCAAGCUUGUUUGAUGAGAAUUCAAGAAGUGGAGGAUGUUUGAGAAAUCUGUAGCCCUUUGGAGCCAUGGAAGAACAAUCUGCAGGAGCUUUGUUUGGAGGGUGGUGCAACACUGAAAUUUACAAUUUAUUAAUCAAGUGGAUGCAAUUUAGGUUUUCUGCUUUCUUCUUAAUGGUCAAAAGAUCACACAGUGUCUCAGAUUUAAAAUCAACACAACUUGUCUAAGGGCAUCGGCAACGCAGGCUUGCUCGCUCGUCCUGACAUAGCCAUGAGCUGCGUUGCAGGGGAUAGCGGAAUGGAACAUUAUCUCGUGGGGGAGAGGGAAAGCUAGCGGGCCGCUUGCCACAGCCAGCUAGAAUGGAGUGUGCAGCCCACAUGUGGACGUCCGAGUGAGCUUCAUUUCAGUCUAUUAAUAUUAGUAAUUUUUAAAUUUUUUUUAUAAAAUCGAUUUUUCCUUUUUUUCUCCAACUUUCUCGCCCACAAAUAAGAUAAUCCAAUCCCAUUCGAAUGAGUCAACUUGAAAAUGUUAAAUUUUUUUUUGCAUCUACAACACUUGAGGAAAGAAUGGCGAAUUAGUUGAGAAGAAGAAGGCAAACUGAUUUGCCAUGUCCAUCUAUGACGAAGAUAGCUACAAGCUUUUUAAGUGUGUCAAGACUUGAGAGAAGUUCUCCAUUCGAAAUAUUGGUCGGUGGCGAAGAAGAAGCCCAACCAAACACAUCGUCGGAGACCAAUACUCCACCAACAACGGGGAGGUGGCUCUACUUCGAUUGGAUAAAAGACGGUGAAACACAAAUGGGAAUAAAUGAGAGCGAUUCCGGUCAACACUUGAGAUGGCACACGAAGGGGGGUUGUAUAAUGUGUUGUUGAAGUCUACACCAAAGUCACGCCCCCAUAAGUUGGUUAUGAUUUUUAAUUAUGUAAUUUUUUUGCCUUUAAUGAUGUAAAUAUUUUAUUUUAAUGAUAUUUGUAUUAUUAAUUACAAUUUAAUUAGAACAUACAAUUUGGAUGUUGAGAUGAA